This is a messenger RNA of Pyrenophora tritici-repentis Pt-1C-BFP, 1974 nucleotides long. Its product is annotated as WD40 repeat protein. The record is from RefSeq and is a predicted model, not a curated record. NCBI's taxonomy places the organism in Eukaryota, Fungi, Ascomycota, Dothideomycetes, Pleosporales, Pleosporaceae. Gene Ontology annotation, molecular function: protein binding.
AUGCAUGGACACGACCACGACCACGAUCACGACCACGAGAUUGACCACGAUCACGACAAGUCGAAAAAGAUGGAGAAGAUGAUCACGCCAUAUCUGGCGCAACACAUUCCUCACCAGUACAACCCUCUCGGCGCCACCGGCGACGGCCAAAACGAGCGUCCGCCCACUGCAAAUACAAAGUUCUGUUAUCGCCAUCGUCCCGAUCUACUCUGUCGACGGCAAGCAGACGAGCCCUCGAUGGAACAGUUACAAGAAGAACUUGGCAGGGAAUCCCAAGAAGACCAACAGAGUAUCGCAAACGUCUGGUCACUCUUCUCUGCGGCCCCGUCUCGUCACCGUAAUCUCAUGCUGCAAGGCAUACUCGCACAAUGCUGUUUUCCACAGCUCUCCUUCAUCUCCUCGUCUGUCCGGAAUCUUAUCAAAAUCGACUUUCUCGGCGCACUGCCCACUGAACUGGGCUUCAAGAUCCUAUGCUACCUGGACACAACCUCGUUAUGCAAAGCUUCUCAAGUCAAUCGACGUUGGCGCCAACUGGCCGACGAUGAUGUAGUUUGGCACAAGAUGUGUGAACAGCAUAUUGACAGGAAAUGCACAAAGUGCGGCUGGGGACUGCCGCUCCUAGACCAACGUCGGUUACGGCUUGAAAAGAGACGGAUUCAAUUGCGUGCAUCUGGGAGAGGGCUCAACGAGGCGUCGCCGAACAUUGCGCCACAGCCGGAUACCUCGACGCCAUAUUCUAUGCUCGCUCGCCGCCUCUCGGAUGUUUCCGACUCAGCUACUGGCUCCAAACGCCCCAUGCCUGAAGACUUGUCUUUACCAGAAGCAUCGAGUAAGCGACCGUGUACAGGUGUCGAAAUACCCAGGAAGCGGCCAUGGAAAGACGUUUACAAAGAUCGCUACAAGGUCGGCAGCAACUGGAAGUACGGGCGAUACUCGACACGGACAUUUAGAGGCCACGGCAAUGGCGUCAUGUGUCUUCAGUUUGACGACGAGGUCCUCAUCACCGGUUCCUAUGACGCUACAGUUAAAGUGUGGGACAUCAAUACUGGACAGGAGAUACGGACACUCACUGGCCACACCAAGGGCAUUCGAUGUCUGCAAUUCGAAGACAGCAAGCUCUGGACCGGAAGCUUGGACGGCACCAUCAAGAUUUGGAACUGGCGGACAGGUACGCUCAUGCAAACCCUGCAUAGCCACAGACAAGGCCAAGGGGUCAUUGGGCUCCACUAUGCAGGCAAGAUUCUAGCAUCUGCAUCUUCCGACAACACCAUUCAAGUGCACAACUUUAAGCAGAGGACACGCCUCCCUCUAGAAGGCCACGCCGACUGGGUCAACGCUGUAAAGAUUGAUGUGCCCUCGCGAACCCUUUUUUCGGCAUCAGACGACAUGACGGUCAAACUUUGGGACUUGGAUACGAUGAAGUGUAUCAAGACGUACGAGGGCCACGUAGGCCAAGUACAGCAAGUCCUCCCCCUUCCCCAAGCCUUCGAAAUUGACGAAGACGACUUUGUUGCCAAUGCCAACAACGACACUUCCGACACAGCCUCAAUGGCGUCCGACACAACCCAGUCCUUCGCCCAACCACAAUCUUCCUCGUCUCAUACCAACUAUGAUAGCGAAGAGUCUUCAUUCUUCCCUGACGACCCGUCUCGUCCCUCUCCACCAUCAUAUAUGCUUACCGGCUCGCUCGACGGCACAAUACGUCUUUGGCAUGUGCCUUCUGGGCGCUGCGUACACCGUUUCUUCGGACACGUUGAAGGCAUCUGGUCUUUGGCAGCAGACUCGCUGAGAUUAGUCAGUGGGGCUGAGGACAAGACAAUCAAGAUCUGGGAUCCGAGGACGGGUAAGCAUGAAAGAACGCUUACGGGACACACCGGGCCGGUUACCUGUGUGGGCUUGAGUGACGAGAGAGUGGUUAGUGGAAGUGAAGACGGAACAGUUAGAGUACAUUGUUUCGUCGGAGAUAGAGACUGA